ACUUAGCCCUUUGUAUAAAAUAAAAAAAAAUUGCAAUCAGAUUUUACAUUAACUUCCUCUGUUCCUCGUACCAUUUGUCUUUCAACUUCCAAGAAAGUACAAAGCACCAUGGAGUUCUUUAAGGACGCCACAGCUGUAAGACUCAGAAGUCACUUCAACAAGUACCUAGUAGCUGAAGACGACGAAGAAAAAGUACGGCAGAGGAGCAAUGGGGCCUCAAACAGAGCGUUUUGGACCAUCGAGUUUGUGGAAGAAAACAGCAACCUUAUCCGCUUGAAAAGCUGCCAUGGCAAGUACCUCAAGGCCUCAGACGAACCAUUUUUGCUAGGGAUGACAGGUAACAAAGUGUUACAAGCUAUGCCAGUAUCAGAAAAUGAUAGUUCUAUCGAGUGGGAGCCUAGAAAAGAUGGUGUUUACUUGAAAUUGAGGACGAAAAGUGGGAAUUAUCUGCGAGGUAAUGGUGGCACGCCCCCUUGGAGGAACACGGUCACACAUGAUUUGCCCUCUAGGACUGCAACGCAGGAUUGGAUUCUUUGGGAGGUGGAUAUGGACAUAACAAGAGAUCGUUCGUCUUUAUCAUCAUUUUCAAUAAACUCUUCGGUUGUGGAGGAUUAUGAGGGGUCUGAGUGUUCGGAAACAAGCAUGCCAUCAGCUAUCUCUAUAGAUGAGAUUGCAAGUGAAAGAAAGGAUGAAGAAGGAUCUGGUAAUUCCAAGAAAUCUGAUGAGGAUGAAAUCAUAAAACUUGGUACUCAGGUUGCUGAUUACCAGAGAAGAGAAAAGAAGUUUUGGCUUUGGUUGGUGUUGUGCUGGGUCCUAUGUGGGUUACUCAUAUUUUUAUUUUUAAGUGCAGUAAUGUCUGGUUCAACAACGGAACAAUAUUUGUUUUAUCUUAAACUAAAGGGGUUUAGCUUUGGUAACGUUGAUGCUAGGUUCAAUUGGUCAAAAACUGCUAGGGGUGUUGUGGUGUGAUGCUUCAUGCUUGUUCGGUAUGGCUGUUGCUAAG
Quercus lobata is the source of this 1003-nucleotide messenger RNA. RefSeq lists its product as uncharacterized. The transcript has 2 exons. The record is from RefSeq and is a predicted model, not a curated record. Lineage: Eukaryota; Viridiplantae; Streptophyta; Magnoliopsida; Fagales; Fagaceae. The coding region runs from base 109 to 969 and encodes 286 amino acids.